This is a messenger RNA of Frankliniella occidentalis (western flower thrips), 679 nucleotides long. RefSeq names its product SNAPIN protein homolog (gene Snapin). Bases 43 to 606 code for a protein of 187 amino acids. The transcript has 4 exons. Lineage: Eukaryota; Metazoa; Arthropoda; Insecta; Thysanoptera; Thripidae. Gene Ontology annotation, cellular component: BORC complex; synaptic vesicle; BLOC-1 complex. Gene Ontology annotation, biological process: lysosome organization; regulation of synaptic vesicle exocytosis; synaptic vesicle exocytosis. Gene Ontology annotation, molecular function: SNARE binding. The record is from RefSeq and is a predicted model, not a curated record.
AGAGAGGCUAGUUUGCUAUGAAAAGUUCACUCGUGUGUUUUGAUGUUUGUGAUAAUAGCAGAAGACAGGAGGAGGUUAGUGCGAGAUGACAGGCUAGACCCUCGCACUAAACUUACUCUACUUUUAAGGGGCACGCUUUCGUGCAUAUUUCUGUCUCACAUGGAACAGCCAGACGACGCCAGCACUACCACAUCUAAUGACGAUAAAACCGAAGACUUUGGAGACAAUCCUACUAGGGAUACUCUUGCUGACGGUCUAUUAGGUUUGCUAAGGCCUACAAUUGAACAAUUGGAUGAUAGAGUUAAGGCUACCAGAAUAAGCCAAAUAGAACUAAAGCAGCACCUGGAUACCUUAGCUGAAGAAUUGAAGCAAGUAGCAGAACAGCAGACAUGUCCACUGGAUCUUGAAAAAUAUGUUCGGAAACUAACAGAAGCCAAGGCAAAAAUUACAGUUGUGGGUAACAUUUUGCAAUCAUCUCAGGAUCGUCUUAUAAAGCUCACUCAACAAAUAAAUAAAGAACAGAAUCGACGGAAAGCUUUAAUUGAGCCAUCUCCGAGUAUAACACCAAGCUCAACCCCUCUCGAACCAGCUUUGCCUACCAACUGAAUUCGAAAAAAAUAAUUUCUCUCCUUGCACUGAACUUACAAUGGAAGCUGUGCAAAAGACCAUUGACCAAGAA